AUGUAUACCUAUUCCAAGUAUGGUAGCCGUUUGCCUACCUCAAAAGUUUAUGCUCCGCCUUCACUGAUCAACAAGCCUCCUAAAGAAAAGAAGAAGGAGAAACCCAGACUGGAGCCUAAAAGGGUCAAUGCCCCCUUGCCUGAAGGAGCGUGUCCGAAGAAAAAGCCGUUUGUCAAUGAUUACCAAAACGACUACGUUCAUUCCAGACAACCCUCUACUCAAUACGUGAGAAAUGUCGACUGUCCUACGGAGGGGUACCCCAAGUUGAAGAAGUUGAAGGAAUUGAAACAGCAGCAGGUUGACAGACAUGCUAUCAAACCAUAUGGCGUACGCAUUGACCCCAGACAAAUUGUGCCAAUGUUGAACAGCUGGGUCCGCGACCAUGCAUUUCAAUUCGACGUUAUCAUGAUCGGGGCUUUGGUUGAGAAUCAGUUCUUGUUGCCGCUUUUAGAACUGUUGCCAUUGUAUAAGCUCUGUGCCAAACCGGGCUUUCUUUUCAUCUGGACCAACACUGCCAACAUCAAGCAGUUGUCGUUUCUUCUCAACAGCGAGAAAUGGAACAAAAAGUUCAGAAGGUCUGAGGAGCUUGUUUUUGUUCCUGUUGACGAAGACAGCCCAUACUUCCCGGGACGCGUCAACGAUGGCUUCUACCACGGAGAUUUUCUCGGCAAGAAACCCAAUGGGAACGGGGAGUCGUUGUUCAAGAGAACUCAAUGGCACUGCUGGAUGUGUAUCACAGGCACCGUGCGGAGAUCCACCGACGCCGAAUUGAUCCACUGCAACAUCGACACGGACUUGCAAAUGUCGCCAAAGGGCAGUCCCGGCAUCGCGUACAAUAAUGCUGUCCCGGAGGCUAUCUACAAAGUGGCGGAGAACUUCUCCAAUUCAAAUAGGCGGUUGCACAUUGUGCCAUGUCGCACGGGCUACAAGGUUCCGGUGAGGAUGAGAAGAGGGUGGGUGGUUGUGCUGCCCGACGUGCUUGUCGACAAUUUCAACCCAGAGGAGUAUGAGCAACAGAUCAAGGCCAAGCUGACGGUCAAGCAAAAAACCAUCAAUUCGGGAGGCGUACGCCAAGUACAACAAUACUUGGUGCCGCAGACCCGGGAGAUUGAGGGAUUGAGGCCCAAGAGUCCUUCGUGA
This is a messenger RNA of Candidozyma duobushaemuli, 1140 nucleotides long. RefSeq names its product Kar4p (gene KAR4). Gene Ontology annotation, molecular function: mRNA binding. The transcript has a single exon. Gene Ontology annotation, cellular component: nucleus; RNA N6-methyladenosine methyltransferase complex. The record is from RefSeq and is a predicted model, not a curated record. NCBI's taxonomy places the organism in Eukaryota, Fungi, Ascomycota, Pichiomycetes, Serinales, Metschnikowiaceae. Bases 1 to 1140 code for a protein of 379 amino acids.